AGCCGGCGUUUGUUUUGGUGUAACUUAGCUAAGUGUUAAUUUCUGUUUUCCAUUAUUUUUAAAUCUCAAAAUGAAACGCCGCAGCCAAACAAAAGUGCAGGUGCCUACAGAAACAGGCAAGAAGCCCAAGGAAAAGGCCGGUACUCUUACUUUGGAUCAGUUCAGCUCCGAUGUUAUUUGGCAGCUAGCAUCAAGGUACUGGUUACCGGAAUCUAAGUCCGAGCAUUUGCCAUAUAAUGCUGACAUCAUAGAAAGCAUUUACACCGACGAAAUAACGAGCGGAAAGGGUAGCGCACGCCGCAUCAACAUGCUGGAAUUCAGCCAGUAUUUGGAGCAGUAUUUGUGGCCCAAUUACAAGCGCGAGACGGCCACACAUGCUCACCUGAUGUCCAUAGUGAUCAUGUCGAAUGAGAAAUUUCGGGAGCGCGUUGAGGUGUGGAAUGUGUUCGAGCAGUUGCCUAAGCAGUAUCCAGCAUUUUUUCGCCACCUGCUGGAAUCCUGUUUGCCGGAUCAAGCAACAAAGCAAAAUAGGAGCACACUGCGAGAACGGACAGCACUGCUUAUAUUUCUAAAUCACUGCUUCAACAGCAUGGAAGUUGAGCUGUGUCGCGAUCAGGCAAAGCGCCUGGUCUCUCUCUCCAUGUGGCACUGCCUGCAGCCGCGUCGCCGCGAGCAAGAACUGCGUGAGGUACCUGAAUGGCGCAAAUACUGGAAACGCCUGCAGAAAAAGGAAAAAGAUACUGAGAAGCCCGAUGUCACGUGGGAACGGCAUUUUAUGCAGAAUCUUAUCAUUGAUUUCCUGCACAUACUGGAGCGUAUUCCAUCUGAAGGUGAACUCAAUAGCAAUGUGGUGCACUAUUGCGAACGUUUUCUAGAGUUCAUAAUCGAUUUGGAGGCGCUGCUGCCCACGCGCCGGUUUUUCAAUACUGUCCUGGAUGAUUGCCACCUCAUUGUGCGUGCACUAAUGUGUCCGCUGGUGCAGCGCGAAGAGGGAAAACUGUUUGGGCAGCUAUUGGACAUGCUCAAGUUUUACACCCGUUUCGAAAUUAACGAUGUGACAGGUAACUCACUGACCGAUCAUGACAUGACCCAGCUGCAUUAUAAGAAGAUCACCUCGCUGCAGCGUGCUGUAUUCGCCAAGUUUUCAACGCUGCGCGUCUUUGCCUUGUCUAAUGUGGCGACAGUGGACAGUCGCGAUUCGCUAGAGAAACAUUUCGGUGCUUUAGAUUCUGAGGGACUAAAACAGAUUGCUUCGUUUCUUAAUCUUGUGCCUGAUGAGGCGGUGGAGCCAUUUCAAUGGCAUCGAUUGGACGAGCCGUUUCUGCGCGAGUUGCUCAUCACGCGUCAUGAGAAGCGAUGCUCGCAACUGGAGGCGCUCAACGAGAUGCCACUGUAUCCCACGGAGCAGAUCAUUUGGGAUGAGAAUGUGGUGCCAUCGGAAUAUUACACAGGCGAUACCUGUCUGGCCCUGCCCAAGCUAAAUUUACAAUUCCUCACGCUGCACGAUUAUCUGUUGCGCAACUUUAAUCUGUUCCGGCUGGAAUCCACGUAUGAGAUACGCCAGGACAUCGAGGACGCGGUCAGUCGCAUGCUACCCUGGCAGUCGGAAGACGGCGAUGUGGUCUUUGGUGGCUGGGCACGCAUGGCGUUACCCAUUGCCAGUUUUGCUGUUGUCGAGGUGGCAAAACCGCAUCUGGGCGAGAAGAAGCCUUCGCGAGUGCGCGCCGAUGUGGGCGUGACGCUGUCAGUGCGUCGCGAGAUCAAGGAGGAAUGGGAGAAUCUGCGUAAACACGACGUCUGCUUCCUAAUCACAGUCAAACCAACGCAGCCCUAUGGCACCAAGUACAAUACAAGGGAGUCCUUUAUACCCCAGGUGGGCCUGGUCAGUGUGCGCGGCUGCGAGGUGGAGGGGAUGCUCGACGCUAAUGGACGUGUCAUAGAGGACGGGCCAGAACCGCGACCGAAGCUUCCGGGUGAGCAGCGCAGCUAUCGCGUCUGGCUGGACUCAAAUCAGUAUCGCAUGGACAUGGACGACUUGCAGGAGGGCGCCGACGAUGUCUACGAGAGCUUCAACAUUCUGAUGCGCCGCAAGCCAAAGGAGAAUAAUUUUAAAGCCGUCCUAGAAACCAUUCGUCAUCUGAUGAACACGGAGUGUGUGGUGCCACCCUGGCUGCAUGAUAUAUUGCUCGGCUACGGUGAUCCGGCGGCGGCACACUACAGCAAUAUGCCCAACCAGGAACGCAGUCUCGAGUUCAACGACACUUUUCUGGACUACGAGCACCUACAAGUCAGCUUCCCCGAUUAUGAGCUCAAAUGCGAAGCGGCGGUAGGGAGCAGAGAGCCGCCUUACCGCCUUAUCUUUGAGGAUGUGGCCGAACAGCGUGAUUGCGACACGGAGGAGAUGCAAACGGAUCAGCCUGCCCCCACUAAAUCAAUUGUUGUGCAGCCCUAUAAAUACGAGGCGAGAGGGCCCUAUAUCAGCGACAAACCCAAACAGAAUUGCAUACGCUUUACGCCCACACAGAUCGAGGCAAUACGUGCUGGUAUGCAGCCGGGCCUUACUUUGGUCGUAGGUCCACCCGGCACGGGCAAAACUGAUGUCGCCGUGCAAAUUAUCUCGAAUAUCUACCAUAAUCAUCCCAAUCAGCGUACGUUAAUUGUAACGCAUUCGAAUCAGGCUCUGAAUCAGCUGUUCGAGAAGAUUAUGGCGCUGGAUAUUGAUGAGCGGCAUCUGUUGCGUCUGGGUCAUGGUGAGGAGGCGUUGGAAACUGAGAAGGACUACAGUCGCUAUGGCCGCGUCAAUUAUGUGCUAGCAAAGCGCAUGGACUUGCUUAGCCAAGUGCAGCGCCUGCAAGAGGCGUUGGGUGUGAGCGGGGACAACGCUUACACCUGCGAGACGGCGGGCUACUUCUAUCUAUACAAUGUGAUGGCGCGUUGGGAAAAGUUCCAAAGCCAGAUGGAUGCACACAACGCGGAAACGGAUAUGAACAAGCUGUGUACGGUGUUCGAGACUGAAUUUCCAUUUUCCAAAUUUUUUUCCGAUGCGCCACAACCGCUAUUUAAAGCAAACAGCUUUGAUGAACUUAUGAGCACAGCACAGUCGAACUUUCGCUAUAUUUCCGAAAUAUUUACGGAGCUUGAGGAGUUCCGCGCCUUUGAGCUGUUACGUACAGGACUAGAUCGCUCCAAGUAUUUGUUGGUCAAGGAGGCCAAGAUCAUUGCCAUGACUUGCACACACGCUGCGCUUAAACGCAAAGAACUUGUGAAUCUGGGCUUUCGUUAUGACAACAUCUUGAUGGAGGAAUCAGCGCAAAUCUUGGAGAUUGAAACAUUUAUACCGCUGCUGCUGCAGAACCCACUGGACGGCUUGAAUCGCUUAAAGCGCUGGAUCAUGAUUGGGGAUCAUCAUCAGCUACCGCCCGUCAUCAAAAACAUGGCCUUUCAGAAGUACUCAAACAUGGAGCAGAGUUUGUUCACGCGUCUGGUGCGUCUAGGGGUGCCAACCGUUGAUCUGGAUGGGCAGGGACGUGCCCGUUCCAGCAUAUGUUCACUGUAUAAGUGGCGAUAUAAAAAAUUGGCAGAUCUGCAGCACAUCUUUGAGCGGGACGAGUAUAAGAAGGCAAAUUCAGGUUUAGUUUAUGACUAUCAGCUGAUCAAUGUGGAGGAUUUCAAGGGCGUGGGCGAAAGCGAACCCAAUCCGUACUUCUAUCAGAAUCUUGCCGAGGCGGAGUAUAUUGUCGCUCUGUACAUGUACAUGCGUCUGAUGGGCUAUCCCGCUGCCAAGAUAUCCAUACUGACCACCUACAAUGGCCAAAAACAUCUUAUACGCGAUGUUAUUAACGCUCGCUGCGGCAAUAAUCCGCUUAUUGGCUGGCCGCAUAAAAUCACCACCGUGGACAAGUACCAGGGCCAGCAGAAUGAUUACAUCCUAAUCUCCCUGGUACGCACAAAGGCUGUUGGUCAUUUGCGCGAUGUGCGCCGUUUGGUCGUGGCUAUGAGUCGUGCACGUCUCGGGUUGUACAUCUUUGGACGCGUCUCGUUGUUCAAGAACUGCUUGGAAUUGCAGCAGACGUUCAAGUUGCUCAUGCAACGACCGUUGAAGCUACGCCUGGUGCCAUCAGAUGCAUAUCCGACCGAACGGCUGACCAGCGAGCCGGUUGUAGAUAAUAUAAGUAAAUCCGUGGAAAACAUGUCCGAGAUGGCGCAGUUUGUCUAUGAGCUCUACAUGACCAAAAUAGACCAGCUUAAGGAUAAGCUGCCUACUGAGGAAGAGUUGCGAGCUAUGCGCAGGCAGUUGCCAAAUGAAGAUACGGAUGAAUUUGCUGAGGAGACAGCUGGGAAUGCAACCGAGCUUAACGAUGAGCCACCACAGAAGAAGGCAGCGAAAGAAAAAACAAAAAAGACUCCUGAAGCUUUUAAGCCCUCGCCCAUACUUAAUGAGAUCAACGUGGAUGAGCAAGAAAUAGAGCGGCAGCAGGAACAGCAGGCCCCAGAUGCUGAAACCCCGGCACAGAAGGAAACUGAUGAAAGCACUAAGGUUGAAGAGUCGUAGCUGCUGCUCAGUAAAUUUAAUUCCAAUAAUUUUUAACAAUUCAUUAAAAUCGAUAAAUACAAACAACGA
Messenger RNA from Drosophila montana, 4621 nucleotides. Its product is annotated as RNA helicase aquarius. The coding region runs from base 71 to 4552 and encodes 1493 amino acids. Gene Ontology annotation, cellular component: catalytic step 2 spliceosome. The record is from RefSeq and is a predicted model, not a curated record. NCBI's taxonomy places the organism in Eukaryota, Metazoa, Arthropoda, Insecta, Diptera, Drosophilidae. Gene Ontology annotation, molecular function: mRNA binding; helicase activity. The transcript is spliced from 8 exons. Gene Ontology annotation, biological process: mRNA splicing, via spliceosome.